This is a messenger RNA of Acanthocheilonema viteae, 1308 nucleotides long. NCBI's taxonomy places the organism in Eukaryota, Metazoa, Nematoda, Chromadorea, Rhabditida, Onchocercidae. The record is from the annotation of a GenBank genome assembly.
AUGGCUGAUAAGAUUACACAUAUAACAGUUGCACUGGGACGAUUGGAACAACAAUAUGUGGAGCAUAAAGAAAAGUUCGAAAAAUGGAAGCUGAACAAUAUAGCGCAAUGUGGUACGGAAACGUAUAAUAAGUAUGUGGAGGAGUUUAAUGAGUGGGAGAAAGGUGUCAAAGAGCAACAAAGACAACUGAUUGAAGAGCGUAAUAGUUUACUCGCACCGCAAGAUUUGGAUACUAAAUUAGAUGGCUUGUUGGCUCAAAUUUCACCAAAAGAUUUUAUUCUUGCCGUUGUGAUGAUGACCAGUAAAGAUCCUACAUUUUUCCCAGCGCUACUUUCUGCUCUACAGAAAGUUCAAGCAUAUGAUGAAGCACGGCAAGCAAGUAUAUAUCACGCAUAUGCAGCGUCAGCAGCAUCCUAUGCACCAUCAGCGAAUCGUCAGUAUCCUUCUCAAAUUCAAUAUUCUAGUACGCAAACUUUGCGGCCCUCGAAUCCGACUCAUCCGUAUGGUGCGGUGCGAUCUGACGUUCCAGUUGAUGUAACCAAGCGACCAUAUAAUAACCUACUUGGAGCCACAAAAGGCGAUGAGUUGACUGCACGCAAAAGUUACCGAGCUCCAUCACCAGUUCGUGAUUACCGAAAUCCCUCAACAUUACCUUUCCGUGAUUUUAGCCAAACGUAGUACAGAUUAAAGGAAAGACAAAAUAUUGAUUUCAGUCAUAUGAUGGCAUUAUCGUGGGUACAUUGUAAUAAUUGUUAUUUAAUUGCUACUGCUCAGAAUACCACCAAGCGUGAGUCUUUUGCACUUGGAAGUUGUGGACACAUAUUCUGCUCUACAUGUCUUGACAAAUGUGUAUCAGGAAAGAUGUGCACGGUAUGUGGUCGUUCACCUUUUACUUAUGAAACUGUGGGGCAUCAUAUGAGUGAGAAAACAAAAAAAUAUUUCCAGGCACCUAAUACUUUAUUGUCAAAUGCUUUACGGAAGAUAAACUCUGUCAUCAAAUUCCAACAGAAUCAGUACAGCAUAAUGCAAAAUAAUGUGAAGAACAUGUGUGGACGGAUGAAUAAUGUAUCUGAUCGAUGUAAGGAAACUGCCAAGAUCUGCGAUUUUCUGGAAAGAAAUGCAAAUUCACUGGUAACUAAUGUGCAGCAUCAUCAUGGAAUGUUGAAGCAUUUGAUUAAUUCGUUUGUGGAUUGUACACAAAACUUGAACUUUGGAGACGUUAGUGAGAAUGCCGAUAUAUCAGGUCCAGUGGAUUUAAAGCAGCGUUCAUCCCAAAGCAGUAAUGUAAAAUCUUUAUUUUUAUCAUAA